Messenger RNA from Aspergillus costaricaensis CBS 115574, 1821 nucleotides. Its product is annotated as sugar transporter family protein. NCBI's taxonomy places the organism in Eukaryota, Fungi, Ascomycota, Eurotiomycetes, Eurotiales, Aspergillaceae. Gene Ontology annotation, cellular component: plasma membrane. The record is from RefSeq and is a predicted model, not a curated record. Gene Ontology annotation, biological process: plasma membrane lactate transport. The transcript has 3 exons. Gene Ontology annotation, molecular function: secondary active monocarboxylate transmembrane transporter activity. The coding region runs from base 105 to 1643 and encodes 512 amino acids.
CUUUUUUCUCCGACCAGGCCAUCCAUUUCUCUUCCUCAUUUCCCCAACCGCGCAGCGCUUGUAGACGCGCUCUCGCCGUGGUUCUUUUACUCCCUUCUUCCAUCAUGUCCCACUACUACGAAGGGGACAAACCCUCUACCGGGGUGCCCGUUCCCGUCCAGCUAUCAGCUGCUGACGAGGAUGAGCAGUCCACGAUGAGUCCCAUCAAGUACAUGGCCACUCGUCUUACAACCUUGGUGCCUCCUAUGAACCCAGCCCCCAAUCCCUUCAAGGCGCUCAUGCUCCUCAAUCGGAAGCAAUGGCUCUUUUUUGGGGUUGCUUUUGCCGGCUGGACUUGGGAUGCUUUCGAUUUCUUCACCGUGUCCUUGACUGCCACCGAUCUUGCAAAGACCUUCGACAAGUCUGUCACCGACAUCACCUGGGGCAUCACCUUGGUGCUGAUGCUCCGCUCCGUGGGCGCCAUUACAUUUGGAGUCGCUGCCGAUCGCUGGGGUCGCAAGUGGCCCUUUAUCGUUAAUAACCUCCUCUUUGUCGUGUUGGAACUGGGUACGGGUUUCUGUCAGACCUACAAACAAUUUUUGGCUUGUCGCGCUCUCUUUGGAAUCGCCAUGGGUGGGUUGUACGGCAAUGCCGCGGCGACCGCGCUUGAGGACUGUCCUAUGGAGGCGCGUGGUAUCGUGUCUGGCUUGCUGCAGCAGGGCUAUGCGUUUGGAUACUUGCUGGCUACCGCAUUUGCACGCGGCCUGGUCAAUACUACCUCCCACGGAUGGCGACCGCUCUACUGGUUUGGGGCCUGUCCGCCCGUGCUAAUCAUCAUCUACCGGAUGUUCCUGCCGGAGACCGAUACCUUCCUUCAGCGCCAGGCCACUCGAGAGCAUGUUCGCGGUGGAGUGACUACAACCUUCUUGUCCGAGGGUAAUACAGCCCUGAAGAGACAUUGGCUGCUUCUGAUCUAUCUGGUCUUGCUCAUGGCUGGCUUCAACUUCAUGUCUCACGGCUCCCAAGAUCUCUACCCGACCAUGCUUGAAAACCAAUUCAACUUCUCCGCCGAUGCCGUUACUGUUACCCAGGUCGUCGCCAACCUCGGCGCCCUGACCGGAGGUACUACGUGCGGCUGGGCCAGUCAGAUCUUUGGACGCCGCUUCUCCAUCGUCUUCAUUUGCAUUAUUGGCGGCGCGCUCCUCUACCCUUACACAUUUGUCACGAACCACAGCGUUAUGGCUGCUGCCUUUUUUGAACAAUUCUGCGUGCAAGGCGCAUGGGGUGUCAUCCCCAUCCACCUGAUGGAGCUGUCGCCGGGUGCUAUCCGCACCUUCGCGGUAGGUACGGCCUACCAGCUGGGCAACCUCGUCUCGUCGGCUAGUUCGACGAUCGAGUCCACGAUCGGGGAACGGUUUCCCUUGCCUCCCACAGAGGAUGGUACCAAGCGGUACCAGUAUGGCAAGGUCAUUUGUAUCUUUAUGGGCUGUGUGUAUGGAUAUACGAUCUUGGUGACGCUGAUCGGCCCCGAGCGGCUAGGUCGCAAGUUCGAUGUCGCGCAUGAUGGCGAUAUGGCGGUUGUGGCAGCACAACGGGGAACGGAUGGGGAGGUGGAGGUAGAGGGUGAUCCGGAGAAGGGCACGUCGAGGAUGGUGGAGGGUUGAUUCGAUCAGUCGCUUAGAUGUACUGUUGAUGAUGUUAUGAUGUGACGAGAAGAGUGAUAUUCAUUAUGCUAUAUAGCCGCUUGCAAUGCCUGAGAUUGUACGCUAUGUUUGUUGGCUUAGUCCAUUGUUUGACUCCGUCCCGAGAUGUCUCACUCCACCUGGCCCAACAUCCUAUCGC